AUGGGGACCCAAAUAAAAUACUUGGGUCUCCACCUGGAUGGUAAAUGGACAUUUGGCGAGCACUUUCGCCGGAUAACCCCGAGGGUAGACAGAGCCGCGAUGGCCCUAUGUCGGCUUCUGCCGAAUCUCGGGGGGCCCGACGAAAGGGCGGAAAAACUAGAGGCGACCCGGAAGCUGCGAGAUUCACUGCACCAGCUGCAGAGACGGGUCGCCAACAGAGUGUGUAGGGAAUUCCAUACAGUUAGCUGGACGGCAGCGGGGGUACUCCCCGGAAUACCUCCCAUCGAAUUGCUAGCCCGCAUGUACACAGAAGUGUAUAAACGUACACGCGGGCUGCAAAAGGAGGAUAUUAUUGUGACGGACAAUAUCCGGCGUAAUCUGAGGGUCCGCACCCGGCGGCGUUUAAUCGAAGAUUGGUCCGGGAGACUAGAAGAUCCCAGUCUUCCCGGGCAGCGCACCGUCGGGACCAUCCGACCCUGCCUGGAACAGUGGCUGGGCAGGGCGAAAGGGGGUGUUACAUACCGGAUGACUCAGGUGCUCACCGGGCAUGGAUGCUUCGGUGAGUACCUGAGGAGAAUCGGAAAGAAGCGCACCACGCGCUGCCAUCACUGCGGCCACCAACGGAACAUCGCCCAGCACACGCUCGAAGAAUGUGUUGCCUGA
Nylanderia fulva is the source of this 663-nucleotide messenger RNA. NCBI's taxonomy places the organism in Eukaryota, Metazoa, Arthropoda, Insecta, Hymenoptera, Formicidae. The record is from RefSeq and is a predicted model, not a curated record.